This is a messenger RNA of Fusarium pseudograminearum CS3096, 175 nucleotides long. RefSeq lists its product as uncharacterized. Lineage: Eukaryota; Fungi; Ascomycota; Sordariomycetes; Hypocreales; Nectriaceae. The transcript has a single exon. The annotation marks the transcript as partial. The record is from RefSeq and is a predicted model, not a curated record.
AUGGCCACUGCCGCCCCUACGAUCACUAUUACAGCGCCUGAUGGCACCCAAGUUCCAGUGCUUGUGUUCGCUGCCCCUACUACGGUAGAUGAGGCUAUUCCCGCUGCAGAGUUCUUCUCCCAGCAGUUGUCUGCGCCUGCUUCUGAGCCCAGCUCACCUACAAUCCCUUCCUUCG